Messenger RNA from Caenorhabditis angaria, 1548 nucleotides. Lineage: Eukaryota; Metazoa; Nematoda; Chromadorea; Rhabditida; Rhabditidae. The record is from the annotation of a GenBank genome assembly.
AUGGCCAAAUAUUUUCAGCUGAUUCUGUUUUGUUUUGCGAUAAACUUGAUUUUUGCGCAGGUAAAUAUUUUGUUGAUAUUUUUUGAAAAUAAGUUUAUCAAUUAAAAUAGGAAUUAUAUUUUCAGUAUCAACCACAAUCAAAUAUUGAACAAUUUGGAAGACAACCACUUCGACAAUGUUCAAGUCAGUAUUUUUCUGGAAAAAAUUGAGACUCCAAACAGGCCAAAAUUAAAUUUAAAGAAAUGAAAAAUGAAAAAAAUUGGGUUCAGGAAGUUCUAUUGUACAGCAAAAACAGAAAAUGUUCAACGUUUCCAAAAAUUAGAAAAAUCGAAAAAUACAAGAAAAUAAAUAUAUAUAUAUUGUAUUUACAAAAAGAUUUUUCCUGAAAUAUUAUUUUUUUCGAAAAAUGAAAUGUUUUUCCAAAAUAUAGGAGUUUUCUCAUUUUCAUUUUUUCAGAAAAAAAAAUUAUUUUUGAGUUGAGGAAAAACUGCUAAUUUUUUGGAUCCUAAAUAUUUUCAGUCAUUUUUUUUGAAAAAAAAAAAUUCCUGUAAUAUGCAGCGAUUCUUAAAAUGCAUUUUUGCAGGACAAUGGGAAAGAGCGUGUCAAAAUGGCGAAUGUAUUGCUGGUUAUGAUUGGUGUGAUUCAAUUCCACAAUGCAGUGAUGGAUCGGACGAAUGGAAUUGUGAUAAUGUCAAUCGGUUCGGUUUUCGGGGGGUUUUUGAAGUGGAAUAGGUAUCAAGAAUGUCUGGAGUAGUAUCAUUUUUUUAAAUUUUGUUUUGAACCGAAAUGAAAAUCAUAAAAGUUGUUCGAUUCAGAUCUUUUCUAAAUUAGUAGAAGACUCAAAAUUUAAAUAGUAUUUUCAGUAUUGAGAUCUUUAUAUUUAAAUAAAUCUCUUUCAAAAAAUAUUCUCAUUUUCCCAAACGCCUACAAAAUUAUUUGUAUUUAUUUCCUUUUUAUUUCGUUUUUUAUCGAUUUUUAUAUUUCUUAUCAGCUGCUCAUUUCGAACCUAACAAUUUUUCUAACUAUCAUCAAUUCCAAAUCAAAUUCUAAACUAAACUUCAACUAGGUUCAAACAAAAAUGGUAGAUCAAGAUGAAACUAAUUUUCUGUCGAAAAUUGUGCAACAAGAAAUGACUGAUUUUCCAGAUUUAUUUGACAUCAAGUAAAACCCAAACUUUAAAAAUAUAAUUUCCAUCAAAAAAUCUUACAGAAAUGUGGCAGCGAAUGAGGGAAAUGCAAGAGAACCACCAAUUUCACCAACAACUGCAAAAUCGAUUGUUUCGACUACAGUAUCCAACUCUCUCAAAGGUUUGAUCUUAAAAUUUGAAGAGCUAACUUUAAUGCAAACACUUUUCCAGGUACUGUAACAAUUGAAUAUUCUCAUUUAAUUUUUGCAAUCGGCGCAUUUAUUGUUUUGUCAAUAAUGAUUAUAACUCUAAUAAAACGUCGUUCGCGAAAGAAGCCAUCUGGUUUUCGAAAUCGAAGAGGAAAUAUUCUUCAACAAGAUUCAGAUGAAGAUGACAUUUUGAUAAGCUCAAUGUAUUCAUGA